Dissoconium aciculare CBS 342.82 is the source of this 2927-nucleotide messenger RNA. RefSeq lists its product as uncharacterized. The record is from RefSeq and is a predicted model, not a curated record. Gene Ontology annotation, molecular function: protein binding. The coding region runs from base 81 to 2762 and encodes 893 amino acids. Lineage: Eukaryota; Fungi; Ascomycota; Dothideomycetes; Mycosphaerellales; Dissoconiaceae. The transcript is spliced from 3 exons.
UUCUUCGAUCGCCAGCUCGCUCAUCACUUCUUGCUACGCAUCUUAUCACUAAGUCGUAUCGAUCGCGUCCACGAGCCAUCAUGCGUCUUCUCGAUGUCAAGACUCUCGAAUUCACCGAGUUCCCAGAUGAGAAAUCCCUGCCGAAGUACGCGAUCGCGUCGCAUCGAUGGGGGCGUGAGGAAGCUACCUUCGAAGAUGUGCAAGAGGAGCGUAACAAGAGCAGUGUCGGAUAUAGGAAAGUAGAAGCAUUUGCACAGUAUGUGCAAAAGCACGUGGCAUCAGUGAACUGGCUAUGGAUCGAUACUUGUUGCAUAAACAAGAAGGAUGCCGUCGAACUCUCGUACUCCAUCAACUCAAUGUUCAGGUGGUAUCGCAAUACAGAAAUUUGUAUUGCGCAGUUGGCAGCUGCAACGCAGCAGAGCGACAUCGGGCUGGACGAAUGGUUCCACAGAGGCUGGACACUGCAGGAGUUGCUUGCGCCGCGCUUGGUUGUCUUUCUGACGAAGGACUGGCAAGUCAUCGGCAACAAAGGGUCAACGUUUUACCCACGUAACAAUAUCGGGCCUGACCUUGGAGCACAGAUCGCCAAUAUAACAGGCAUACCUGAGCGUAUAUUGCACGACUGGGGAGCGAGUAUGAAUAUGCGAGUCGAGGACAAGAUGCUUUGGAUGGACAAUAGGAAAACGACUCGAGAGGAAGACAUGUCAUAUGCUUUGUUUGGCAUACUAGGAGUGGCUCCGGGCGCGAAUUACGGAGAAGGUGCGGACAAUGCUAGAAAUCGAGUCCUUGCUGCAAUCCGGCAGCGCGACGAGGUGGAAGGUCAACGGAAAGCACGAUAUCAAGAAAUCACCAAAUGGCUCAGGCCUUCUGAUCCAUGGACGAACCAUGAGUCUGCGCGGAAAUUGCACGUAGAGCGGACCGGAGAAUGGCUGCUACAAACAAAGGAGUAUCAAUCGUGGAAAUCUGGAGAAGACCAAUGUCUAUGGCUAUAUGGCGGUGCUGGCUGUGGGAAGACUGUGCUUUGCUCUACUGUGAUCGAGGAUAUGAAGGCAUACCGUGAAAGUAAUAGCAAUAUUGGUCAUACUAUCUUCUACUUCUCGUUCUCGGACGAGCGUAAACAAUCGUACGAAGAUCUUCUGACUUCUCUUGUCGCACAGCUUGGGCACCGGGAGCCGGCCUUCUCGACUCUCCAGCAAAUGUACGACAAAAUUGACCGCAAACCACCCGGGCAAGGGGAGCUCGAAAAUAUUCUACACACAGCGCUAGCAUCGUACGAACGGGUUUUCUGCCAUCUGGAUGCAUUGGACGAAUGCCCUGAAGAAAGAGGAGCUCGACAGCGCCUGCUAGAGAGCAUAGAGAGGCUUCUACGACAAGCACCGAACAUGCAUUUGAUUGCAACUAGCAGAGACGAGCUUGGAAUUCGCGAUGCUAUGGAGCAACUCGGCGUCAAGUCUAUUUGUUUGACUGGCAGGAAAAUCAAUUCUGACGUCCAGCGAUAUGUGUCAAAGCAGCUGGCUCGCAUACCGAAGCUUUCGCGGCUUGAUGCUGCUACUAAGGAAUUGGUUGAGACGACUUUGACAGAGAAAGCAGAUGGGAUGUUCCGGUGGGUCUUCUGCCAGCUCCAAGAAUUAUCAAAAUCGAAGCGCACUACGCCUAUAGUAGUGAAAGCUGCGCUACUCGCACUCCCUGCGACCUUGGACGAGACAUAUGAGCGGAUGCUGCAGAACAUUGCUGCUGAAGACCAAGCAUAUGCACUGACACUUCUUCGAUGGCUUGCAUACUCGCAGACCCCCUUAAGACUAGAUGAAGUAGCCGAAAUCAGCACCAUCGUUCCGGGCGAGGAUCCUGCUGCCGACGAUAUUGUGGACAUUAACAAUCGAGGCGGAUUGACCGAUGUUUUGGACAUACUCGCUGGACUCGUUGUUAUGGUUGAAGCUGAAGCUUUGAAUGAAAAUGCGGCUACUGAGAAUUCGUCCCUUGACAAUAUUAGCAAGGGAGACGACCAUAUUGAUGAAGGUUCCAGGCGACUGAUCGAAAAAGGUACAAAAAUCAGACUGGCACAUUUCUCUGUGAAGGAAUACCUUGAAUCGACACGGAUAAAAGGAAGCGUCGCUCAAAGCUUUCGACUAGACCCAACCCGAGAACAUCGGUGGAUCACACAAAACUGCCUCGUGUAUCUGAUGCACUACAGCACCUCCGAGCAAAAGGCUUCUUGUGAGCAAGAUCUUGUCGUGUUUCCUCUGUUGAAUUAUGCUGCUUCAAUGUGGUAUCGCCAUGCCUUGCUUCAACAGGCUGAAGAACAUCGCUGCGAGAUUCAGCUGCUUGAGUCUAAGGCCCAUCGAGCCGACUGGCUCAAGAUACACAAGCCCGAUAUGUCUUGGAGCAGACCUUUCGACAACGAUAGUUACGCUGAUAAGGCGAGCUCAUUGUACUAUGCAAGCUUCAUUGGGCGAGUCGGUGCAGUGCAGCAGCUGCUGGAGGCCAAGGCCGACGUCAACGCGCAAGGCGGACGCUACGGCAACGCGCUCCAGGCCGCAUCUUCGGAGGGCCACGACAAGGUAGUGCAGCUGCUGCUGGAGGCCAAGGCCGACGUCAACGCGCAAGGCGGACACUACGGCAACGCGCUCCAGGCCGCAUCUUCGGAGGGCCACGACAAGGUAGUGCAGCUGCUGCUGCUCGCAGGUGCAGUCGAUAAGGUCGGAGAAGAUGGAGACAUAGAGGAGGAACAACAUGACGCGCUCCUUCGUUUCCUUCGAUACUAGAGUUGAACGCAAGCAAGCGCUGCUUUCGAUUGCCCUGAAUUACUCAAACCCACUUUUACCUAGCUUCGUAUGUACCGCGUUCCUGUAACGUUGUUCCGGUCUAGUAAUUUCCGAUUGCUGCAGUCAGUCUUAAUCUGUCUACUGUACAACGGAUUUCCUCUGCUU